AAUUGUAAUAUGCUAAUUGGUAACGAGUCGCGAGUCGCGCUGAAUACUGUAAAAACUAUGCCACAUGAAAGAGUUUAUCAACAAGUUGUGAAAGAUAAAACGACGCUGAAUGCCGCGUCGCGCAUAUUUAACUAGGCGUUUAUGAUUAUUAGUCGCUAUCGUUACAAAUCAGACACACUUCCACAAAAAUGUAAAUACACUGUUAAUGUUCGGUAUAAGGCGAUGAGGAUUGUGCUAUUUUUGGCAAUUAUUGCUUUCCAAGAGGCGAUAGGAUUUAAAAAACCAAAUAUAAUUCUGAUCAUUGGAGAUGAUGAGGGAUGGAAUGACUUUGGGUUCCAUGGCUCAAACCAAAUUCCCACCCCAAACAUAGAUGCACUGGCAUAUAAUGGGAUCAUCUUAGAUAAAUUUUACACUCAACAGACAUGUACACCGUCAAGGGCUGCUUUACUGACAGGAGUAUACCCCUUCCGUUUCGGAUUUCAAGGAAAGCCGAUAAAUCCGGGAGAAAAUCGUUCUUUGCCGCUAGACACGCCGACAAUGGCAGAACAGUUGAAGAAAUUGGGAUAUUCCAUGCAUCUGGUAGGAAAGUGGCACCUGGGAGCAGCUUAUAAACACGUAACUCCCACCAGGAGAGGCUUUGACAGCCACUUCGGAUACUGGGCGGGUUUUGUAGGAUAUUUCGAUUACAUGGCGUCAACGGAGCUGACAAAUACUACGAAUUACACCGGUUUGGAUCUGCACGACAACUUUGAGCCCCAGUGGCAAUAUCAAGGACAGUACGCCACAGACCUGUUCACCGAGAAGUCUUUGGAUAUCAUUGACAAGCACAACGCAGAUAAGCCGCUAUUUCUUCUACUCGCACAUUUGGCAGCGCAUACAGGGAAAGAUGGCAUAGAGAUUGGUGUCCCAAAUAUCACUGAAGCUCACGAAAAAUAUAAGUAUAUAGAUAGAAAAGAGAGAAGACAAUACGCAGAGGUCGUUAAGAAAAUGGAUGAUUCUGUUGGAGAAGUCGUUCAAAAGUUGUCCCACCGAAAAAUGUUAGAAAAUUCCAUAAUCAUAUUUUUCUCUGAUAAUGGUGCUCAAACGGAGGGAAUGUUCCAGAAUUUUGGAUCAGCUUGGCCAUUUAGAGGACUAAAAUUUACGUUACUUGAAGGCGGAGUAAGAGGAACUUGCGUAGCAUAUAGUCCACUGUUCGAAAAAAGGGGGUACAUCAAUAAAGAAUUGAUGCAUAUCACAGACUGGUUGCCGACAUUAUAUCACGCCGCAGGGGGAAACGUAUCGGAUCUUGGAAAUAUCGAUGGCAUAAACCAGUGGGAGGUCCUAUCUCGCAAUGCAUCUACAAGUCGAUCCGAAAUACUUUUGAACAUAGAUGAAGUCGAUGAUUAUUCAGGAUUGUUGAGCUGCAAUGGAAGAUAUAAGCUCAUAAACGGGACGCAUAAAGAUGGCAUCUACGACUGGUAUUAUGGAGACAGCGGACGAAACGGCAAUGAGCCAGAGUACGAUAUCCAGGCAGUACUGAACAGUCCGACUAACAUUGCUAUUCAAAAAUUGAACAGCAAUACACAUAUAGAUCAGGAAAUCAUCAGACGUACUAGAGAAGAAGUGGACAGAAGCUGGUGUAGAGACAAAAACGAUACACCAAAAAUCUCCUGUCAAGACUUCUGUCUCUUUGAUUUAGACCAUGAUCCGUGCGAAACGAAAAAUUUGAUAGAUGAUCCAAAUAAGCGAAGUAUUGUUGUUGCAUUAAAAAACAAAUUAGCAGAGUAUUACGAAGUUUUGACACCACAGCUGACCAAGCAAGUAGACAUAAACUCGGAUCCUUCUCGUUGUAAUAAUACUUGGUAUACUUGGUUGGAUUAUGGAGCAAACUGGUUCAAAAACCUAUAGUUUGUAAUAUUACCAUUACCAAUGGACAAAAUUGGUUUAUUCAUUUUUGCUAAAAAAAUCACGAGUGCCUUGGAAAACAAAAAAUCAAAAAUAUUCCUAGGAAAGAGUGUUAUUGCACGUUUGGUACCAUGACAUAAAGUACAACAAAUUUUGGAAAUUUCCCCCGUCGAUUUCUGUACAUCUUCUCACUCGACGAAUCAUUGAACGAAGAGCUCGAGCUAAAAUUCGAGGUUUAUUUCUUAUUUUGCUAGCAUUUACGAUUUUAUUUCUUAAUUCUUUUAUUGUUUCUAUGGGAGUAGCGUAAACCGUCGUCUUAAGGUGUACCCAUAAAUAUAAAUCUAUUGGAUAUACGUCCGGGGAGCGAGGUGGCCAGUGAUUGGUCCACCUCUUCCGAUCCAAUUUUCACCAAAGGUGUUAUUCAGGUGCGUUCUGGGAAAUGAGGAGGAGCUCCAUCAUGCAUAAAAGUUAUGUCGUUACGUACAUUUAAUGAAACUUCUAACAGUACGGCACGGGUAUCAUGCAAAAAACCUAUAAAACGUCAAAAAAAAACCUAUAAGAUGUCAACUUGCAAACUUAUGUAGUUUGUAGUGCGCAAGCAGUCAUUCCACGUUUGCUCACUAGGAUCGUUGUGAACGUCCAUCUGUGGAGGAAUCACUCAACUAAACUACGCAUUAUUGGUUGCAUAACUUUGCGAGGCAGAGUGAUCCAGGUCUGUAGUUUUUAUCUCCGAGAAGAAAGUUGGUUGAAUAGCAAGCUCGCAUCUCGAUGAUCAAGUGUAUUGGUCUGCAUGUGUAUAAAAUCAGUAAUAUUUGCUGUGUGAGAAAAUCAUUACUGAAUAUUAUGGGUUAUUUAUAUGUUGUGCUUUCUGAAGAGAGGUUAUGUUCAAAGUUAUAAAUUACGAAAAACUGAGGAGAAUUACGGAAAAUCAUCACCGCGCCCGCGUUGUGUGUAAUUACUGUUAGCAUGUAUAUGGCUUGUAAUUCGACAGUGUAUAGUGAAUAUGAUUAUUUCUUAUCUCUCUCAUUUUCAAUUCAGCAAAUUUGUAUAUGUAAUAAGAAAAACUGGAUGCGCAACUAAUUUCUAGCUUUGAAUCUCAAUUAGGUGUAUUUGAGACAAGAACCCAAUGUAAUUAUCAUGAACACAUACAACUUACAGCUUAGACCUCCAGUAAUGCCAUCUCAGAAGCAGAUUUUACAUCACAUCAAAGCCAAAGAUUGAAAACAAGCCUCAUGACGUUAAGUCUACACGUAACAACUAAAUGCUAAGUUAUCAUCUUGUAGACUAACCUACAUAAUGUCAAAAAAAAACAGCACAAUGUCAAAAAAAAAUCGGAAUAAUGUCACUUUUCAAGAUACGUGAUACCCGUGCCGGCCUAAAAUUUCUCCGUCUAUUUUUCUAUCACCCUGUACAAGAGCAGUAAUGCUCAAUGGCUUUGCUAGAAUAACUCAGCAUACCAUUAAAUCAAUGAUGAUUUCCCAUCUAUUUGUAUUAGAGCAAACUAUUUAACAAAAAAUGAUAAAAACGUAGCGAGAUCUCUGUAGUUUAAAUUAUAGUUAUUUUUACUGUAGAAAGAGUAGGAUCGAAGAUGCUGCAAAAUAAAACUAUUAAUAGCACAUAGUACUCUAUGCACUUCAAUUUUUUUUAAGCAUUUCCAGGUAAAGCUUGAUUGGGAUAAAACAUUCACAUUCAAACUAUCCCUUGGGUACAUAGUCCACUGUAAGAACUCUGUUAGUAUUUCUGAAUCCUUUCAAAUACAGUGAGGACUUCGAUGUAUGAAUAUGUGUACAUCAAAAGAGUUUGAAGGUUCCUCCAUAUUGAUGUUAAACAUGAGGUGUAUUUCUGCUUGAGAUUAUGGACUGUCUUCUUAGAACUCAAUAUUAUAAUCCCAGAUAUGGUUUUCGUACUAACUAAAAGUUAUUACAUACCACUUCACCACAAUUCAGGACAUUGUUUGAUGAGGGAGAAUUAUUAAAACAGCAGACAUGUCAUU
Molecule: messenger RNA, 3877 nt
Organism: Acanthoscelides obtectus
Lineage: Eukaryota; Metazoa; Arthropoda; Insecta; Coleoptera; Chrysomelidae
Source: the annotation of a GenBank genome assembly